CAGAGUUUAUCGUGAAGCCAGCAGCAGGAAGGGAGCGGCCAGAGACUCUUGGCCCCCUGUGGGUGGCCAGAGAAGGCACCUGCGGACAGAGGUGGGCAGCUCCUACAAAGCCUCCCCCUUUUGUGGUCAGAGCCACACGGCCUCCGUGAGUGUGACGUCUGGAACGUGGGUGUGACCGACUUGCUGACUUCCCAGCACCAGUGACUGAGGACAAACUGGGCUGACCAAAGAAGCAGACACGAGCCUCACUGGCUGUGAGACCCCAUCCUGCUGACGCCUGAAUUACUGCCCAGGUGGAGCACCAUGGAGGGUGACUGUCUGAGCUGCAUGAAGUACCUGAUGUUUGUUUUCAAUUUCUUCAUAUUUCUGGGCGGGGCCUGCCUGCUGGGCAUCGGCAUCUGGGUCCUGGUGGAUCCCACGGGCUUCCGGGAGAUCGUGGCAGCCAACCCCCUGCUCAUCACUGGCGCCUACAUCCUCCUGGCCAUGGGGGGUCUGCUGUUCCUGCUCGGCUUCCUGGGCUGCUGUGGGGCUGUACGUGAGAACAAGUGUCUGCUUCUGUUUUUCUUCCUGUUCAUCCUGAUCAUCUUCCUGGCAGAGCUCUCCGCAGCCAUCCUAGCCUUCAUCUUCAGGGAAAACCUCACCCGCGAGUUCUUCACCAAGGAGCUCACCAAACACUACCAGGGCAACAACGACACAGACAUCUUCUCUGCCACCUGGAACUCAGUCAUGAUCACGUUUGGCUGCUGUGGGGUCAACGGGCCCGAGGACUUCAAGGUUGCAUCGGUGUUCCGACUCUUGAGCGUGGACAGCGAUGAUGUGCCCGAAGCGUGCUGCCGCCGGGAGCCCCAGGCCCGGGACGGGGUCCUGCUGAGCAGGGAGGAGUGCCUCCUAGGAAGAAGCCCUUUUCUUAACCAGCAGGGCUGCUACACAGUCAUCCUCAAUGCCUUUGAGACCUACGUCUACCUGGCCGGAGCCCUGGCCAUCGGGGUCCUGGCCAUUGAGCUGUGCGUCAUGGUCUUCGCCAUGUGCCUCUUCCGGGGCAUCCAGUAGAACAGCGUGGCCUGAAGACUCACCCUCCCACCACCGCCCAGCCCCCAGCGCCCUGCCCUCCCCUCUACCCU
Ochotona princeps (American pika) is the source of this 1121-nucleotide messenger RNA. RefSeq names its product tetraspanin 18 (gene TSPAN18). Lineage: Eukaryota; Metazoa; Chordata; Mammalia; Lagomorpha; Ochotonidae. The record is from RefSeq and is a predicted model, not a curated record. Gene Ontology annotation, cellular component: membrane. The transcript has 10 exons. Bases 304 to 1050 code for a protein of 248 amino acids.